AUGAGGAGCAGGAGGAUCAGUGAGGAGAGCAGGAGGAUCAUGAGGAUCAGUGAGGAGCAGGAGGAGCAGGAGGAGCAGGAGGAUCAUGAGGAGCAGGAGGAUCAGGAGGGCAGAGGACAGGAGGAGCAGGAGGAUCAGGAGGAAGCAGUGAGGAGCAGGAGGAGCAGGAGGAUCAGUGAGGAGCAGGAGGAUCAGGAGGAGCAGGAGGACAGGAGGAGCAGGAGGAUCAGUGAGGAGCAGGAGGAUCAGGAGGAGCAGGAGGAUCAGUGA
This is a messenger RNA of Knipowitschia caucasica, 270 nucleotides long. The record is from the annotation of a GenBank genome assembly. Lineage: Eukaryota; Metazoa; Chordata; Actinopteri; Gobiiformes; Gobiidae.